This is a messenger RNA of Brassica rapa (field mustard), 1591 nucleotides long. Its product is annotated as putative FBD-associated F-box protein At5g56560. NCBI's taxonomy places the organism in Eukaryota, Viridiplantae, Streptophyta, Magnoliopsida, Brassicales, Brassicaceae. The record is from RefSeq and is a predicted model, not a curated record. Gene Ontology annotation, molecular function: protein binding.
CUGGUGAUAAGCUUCUUCCAUUCGCUAGUGAUAAAAUCAAGAAACAUAAACAUAAACUAUGUAACCGAAGAAAAAUAAACGAAGACGAUCAUUACAUGCGUGAGUUUUACCUUCCGUUUUUUUCAGUUAAGGUCAAGGUGAUGCAUCAUUUUCAUCGGUUGUAAAGUUUCGCUCCUGGUGCUUCUGAUUGUGCAUUUUUUGACUUCUAGUGGAGCAAUGGAAAAUUACAGGAGGGACAUUAUCAGCCAGCUGCCAGAUGAUCUGCUCUUAAGGAUACUGUCGUCACUUUCUCUUAAGGAAGUGAUGGCAACGAGUUUCUUGUCCCAACGGUGGCGGUCUUUAUGGAAGUUGGGGUCUAAACUCAAGAUUGGUGAUAAAGACUUCGACGACUUUCUUCUCAAAUGGGUUUCCAGAUCUUUGGCUAUUAGUAACCCUCAGAUUCUAAAGAGCUUGGAUUUGAAGCUUAUCCCAGGUAAUGAAUGUGACAGAAAUAGUAACUCUUUUCAUAGGUUCUCCUCUUUGGUUGAAACCGCAGUUUCUUGCGGUUUGAGAGAGUUGAGAAUCGAGUUUCUUUACACAUCCCUAGAACUGCCGAGUAUCUUCUAUGCAUGUGGGACCCUCGAAACAUUGAUACUCUGCAGGCUACAUCUCGUGGAUGUUCCGCCUAAUGGUUCCUUGUCGUCUCUCAAAACUCUUCGCCUUUUAUCCGUCAAGUUCUCACGCGACGAAUCUGUUCAGAAGCUUCUAAGCAUUUGUCCAGUUCUUGAAGAGUUGGUUGUAAGACGAUCCGGAUAUUCCAAUGUGGAGAUCUUCACUAUCAACGUGCCUAGUUUGACGAGUUUAUCGAUUGAUUAUAUACGUGUGGGAUCUCAUCAACCCGCGGGUGUUCAUGGAUUUGUCAUAAAUGCUCCUUCCUUAAGGUACCUGAACAUUAGAGACCGUCACAGUAACUAUUUGCUGUUCACAAAUAUGCCGGAGCUGGUCAAGGCGAAUGUUGAGGCUGUUUGUGAUCAAUCCGAGAGUCUAAUAGGAUCUCUUGCCUCAGUCCGUCAUCUCUCUUUGUGUUCAAAAUCUUCAAACAUUCCAUACCAUGCAGGCACUUCCUUUGCCUUUCUUGAACAUCUAGAGCUGUGUACUUGUUCUUCGGAGUGUUGGAAUCUACUUUCCCGCAUAAUCACAGACCCCCUAACACUUCGAGUUCUCAAGCUUAAGUCGGUAUGUAGUAUUCAGUUUCCUUAAUAUGUGUGUGUGUUUUGCUUUCUUCUAGAGCUAACACCUACUUUGUGCAUCUCAGAUACAUCGCGCCCAUUAAUGGUUCUUGGAACAAGCAGACUUUUGUUCCUGAAUGUUUGUUAUCGCAUCUCAAGAAUUUGGAAUGUAAACAUUCAAAGGCUCAAAGCUAAACAAGUGGCCAAGUAUAUCUUAGCAAACGCUGGUCAUCUGAAAUUAUCUUGUCAACAUGUUUUCAAUCUUUUUUUAAUUGAAUGUAAAAUUGAUUCGAACAAGAAACUCAUUUCUAUAUUAAGUUCAACAUGUCACUGAAUUUGGAGUAUUUCUUUUGGAAUUUACAAAAGGUGUUAAAUUUGUGAUA